CCUCGGAGAGUUUGAAACAGCUCAAUGCAGCGUUUUAAUCAGUGAGUUUUAAUCAUUCUAUCACGCUUGAUCUUUGACCUGUUGCAUACUAAGUUGCAGUGGGGCUGAGCGUGCACGCGCCUCCUCACUCAGAUGGCGUUUUUCUCAGUGAACUACUUUUGAUUUGAACAGCGUGACAGCAGAGAAUAACACUAUGGCAAAGGCAGAGUACUCAGAAACUGCAGAACCCAAUCAAAUCGGACCGGAUUCGGAGUCUGAUUCGGAUCCGGAUGAUCACUUGCCCAGUGUGGACGCCGGAGUGGGAUUCGGAUCAGUCCGGCGGACUCAAGUGAUCCACAGCGGGCAUUUCAUGGUUUCCUCGCCUCACAGCGACUCAGUCAGGAGGAGAAGCGCAGCUCUUUAUAAUUAUUAUGAUAAUUAUGACACUGUUACUAAACCGGACUGCCAGACCUACAGUUUCGGUCCAUUGAGUUCCAGACGACUGAGCAUCGACCCAACUCUCACGCGCCUGUUUGAAUGUAUGACACUGGCAUACAGUGGGAAGAUUGUCUCUCCAAAGUGGAAGUCUUUCAAAGGUUUGAGGUUGUUGUGGAGGGAUAAAAUCCGGCUGAAUAACGGCAUUUGGAGGGCCUGGUUCAUUCAAUAUGUGGAGAAAAGGAAGAACCCUGUGUGUGGGUUUGUCACGCCGCUGGAGGGGUCGGAGGCGGAUGCCCACGGCAAACCUGAGGCGAUUGUUCUGGAGGGAAGCUACUGGAAGAGACGGAUAGAGGUGGUGAUAAAAGAAUAUCACAAAUGGAGGAUUUACUAUAAGAAAAGACUUCAGAAGAACAAAGAUCUGCUGUGCAUGUUACAGAAGAGUCCGAAUAGCAGAACAGGACUGGAGAAGUGGACUAGCCAGAUUUAUCCAGAGCCGGAGACGGCAUCAGAGGAAGUGCACAUGUUUGACUUGGAUUGCUUUCUGUCGGACAUCUCAGACACACUGUUCACCAUGACCCAGAAACCCAGUCCCUGGAUGGGAGAGCGCCAGAACAUUUACACCAGUAAUGCAGACAUGAUCCAGCCUGGGUUGACUCCACUGCAGCCCAGCUUGGAUGACCUGAUGGACAUACCAGAUAUCUUCAUGAGUUUGCGCGGGCCGGCACCGGAGCACGUGGGUUACUCGGACUGCAGCUUCUUCGAGAGUGCGUCCAGUGGGGCGUUCCUGUCGACUCCUUCCUCUGCGAUCACCAGUCAGAUGAUACACACCGGAUCCCUGCUAACACAGCCUCCACUCUCCGCUGAAAACUCAUCCCAGCCGUCCUCAUCUGUAAACCUUUCUGGACCCAGUUAUCCUCGCCAGACCCCAAACAUGACCUUCAACCCCAGUCCUGAACCCUCAGAUCCCAAGUUCAAAGGUCACACAGCAGAAUACAUCGGUGACUUCCAUCCCUCUCUGAACCUCUCGUCCGGCAUGACCCCGUACACUCAGCCGACGUCAUUCAACACUGAGAUCGCUCAGGAAAAUCCUUACCCGGCAACCUGUCUCAGACACAGAUAUGCAUCCAGCCAAUCAGAGACCACGUCCACGGUCAUCACACACACCGGCUCGGCCAUGAGCGCGAUCCCAUCGGAAACCCAGCAUGGACACGGAUACUCCAGUGUUGCUGAGAUGUUUCCGUCUUCCACCUGCAUGUCUUUGAGUUACGAGCCCAUAAACGUGUCUCCGCCGUCGGGCGUUCUCUCUCACUGCUUCUCUGUGCCACAACAAGUGGGCGUGGCUUCUGGCAGGGGGAAGCACAAACACAAGACUGGAGGAGCCCCAUUGGUUCCCAUGGCGAUGACCUCAUCUGUAGCCCCGCCCACUCAGACAAGCUGCCUGGCCAAUCUGCUCUCUUCCAGAUCUCAUGAGCGAAAAACAUCAUUGAGUUUUGAUGCUCCUUCAACGGGAUUAAAAGGCCACAGACCAACAUCACCCAUCUCUCCGCCAAAAAGCAGCAGUCGUGGAGGAUCACAGAUUUCCCACAAUGCCCCCUGGUCCUCUCCAGCCAUCGCUCCUCUGUCACCGUUACACAUGUCAGGCCACAGCGGCUCCUCACAGGGAAACACCAUUUCAUCUCUGCUCGCGCAACAAACGCCACUUCUCAUCCCCAAAACAGAAAAACUCUCCCCGGUUCAAAUGCACGCAAGUGACAGGACCAGUUUAACAGUUACUUUUUCAGGAAACAUGGGGCAGACGUCACCUACGAAUCCACCGGAGAAAAACCCGGAGGAGUUACCUGGAAAAGCCAAGAUGGAGUCCACAAGAACAGACACGCGACGGAUCACACACAUUUCUGCCGAGCAGAAGAGACGGUUCAACAUCAAGCUCGGCUUUGACACGCUUCACAGUCUGGUGACCACUCUCAGUUCACAGCCGAGUAUAAAGAUCAGUAAGGCCACCACCCUGCAGAAGACAGCGGAGUACAUCAGUAAGAUGCAGCAGGAGAGAGCUCAACUCCACGAGGAGGCCCAGAGACUGAGAGACGAGAUCCUGGUGCUCAACUCUGCCAUCAAUGUGUGUCAGCAGCAGCUUCCGGCCACAGGCGUCCCAAUAACACGACAGCGAUUCGACCACAUGAGAGAGAAGUUCAGAGAGUAUGUGAGGGCUCAAACGCUGCAGAACUGGAAGUUCUGGAUUUUCAGCAUCAUCAUCGAGCCGCUGUUCGAGUCGUUUAACGGUAUGGUGUCCACAGCGAGUGUGGAUGACCUGUGUCGCAGCACUCUCUCCUGGCUGGACCAGCACUGCUCUCUGCCCGCGCUCAGACCCACUGUUUUGAGUUCACUCCGUCUGCUCAGCACCUCCACAUCAAUCCUCUCAGAUCCCAGUCUGGUUCCCGAACAGGCCAUCCAGGCUGUCAGUCACGGACAUUCAUCCCUCGGCUACAACCAAUGACAGCACACGCUCUCAACCCCACAGCCAAUCAUUCGACCCUCAUGCUCAUCCAAUCACAACAGCAACGACCAAUCACAAUGUACUCUCUCACAAAUGCAGCCAAUGAUGCUCUUUCCCACAAAUAUACAAGUGCUUGUUGAUGGUAAAUGGUUUAGUUGUGUGUUCUUUUCAUUAUUUAUAGGAAAACAGAAGCUGAUCAGAAUUGAUGUGUUUUUAAUGUGCCGUUUAAUGCCUUAAAGACACGGCAUACGUUUCUUCUGUUGAUGUUAUUGCUUUGUAAUUCUCAAAAUAUCAACGAAUGUGAGUGUUUUACAGUAUAACGUUCUGCGCCUUGUUUACAUUAUAACAUGUAAUUUCAGCUUUUGUUCGGCUGGUCUUUUCAACAAAGUGUUAAUUUCCCUCGAGGAAUAAAUGUAAAUGUUUGACUGUG
Molecule: messenger RNA, 3341 nt
Organism: Rhinichthys klamathensis goyatoka
Lineage: Eukaryota; Metazoa; Chordata; Actinopteri; Cypriniformes; Leuciscidae
Product: carbohydrate-responsive element-binding protein
Exons: 18
Coding region: 194-2911 (905 amino acids)
Biological process (GO): regulation of transcription by RNA polymerase II
Cellular component (GO): nucleus
Molecular function (GO): RNA polymerase II cis-regulatory region sequence-specific DNA binding; protein dimerization activity; DNA-binding transcription factor activity, RNA polymerase II-specific
Source: RefSeq, a predicted model, not a curated record